AUGACCAGCAGCGCAAAGGACGGUGAGGUCCUCACACUUGACAACUUGGAGUCUGCGCUGGCCGAUGACACCAAGGUCAAGCUUGCGGGCAUUGACAUCGACGGCAUUCUCCGGGGCAAACUGAUAUCCAAGAAGAAGUUCCUCUCCGUUGCCAAAGAUGGCUUUGGCUUUUGUAGCGUUGUCUUCGGCUGGGACAUGCACGACUUGACCUAUUUCCGCGAACUCAAGAUCAGCAAUAAAGAGAACGGGUACAAAGAUCUCAUCGCAAAGAUCGACCUGGGCAGCUAUCGUCGCAUCCCAUGGGAGAACAAUGUGCCCUUCUUCCUGGUCAGCUUUUGCGACCCAGACACCGGCAAGCCCAUCAGCGCAUGUCCCCGGAGUUUACUGAGGACGGCUGUCGCGAAGCUGCACGAUGCCGGUUAUGGCGCAAUGGCUGGGACUGAGUUCGAGUUCUUCACAUUCCGUGCCCCUCGCGAUCCCUCAAUACAGACCAACCACUUCUCGUCUGCCACCACGGCUCCUUUCCUCCAGACUCACGCCGUCGACAGUCUUCCCCAUCUCACGCAAGGGAUGUUCGGUUACUCCUUGACCGACCCCGUCCACAACCAAGACUGGUUCUACGACAUAUACGAGACGUGUGAAAAGUUCCGGGUGAACAUCGAAGGCUGGCAUACCGAGUCCGGACCGGGUGUGUUCGAGGCUGCCUUGGAGUUUGGGGAAGUCACGGAGAUGGCGGACAGAGGAAGUUUGUUCAAGUACGUUGUCAAGGCCAUGGGGAGCAAGUAUGGCAUCACGCCCUCCUUCAUGGCAAAACCCAAGCAAGGCCUGCCGGGGAAUAGCGGACACAUGCACUGCUCCAUCGUCGACAAGUCGGGCAAGAAUCUCUUCUACAGGGGUGAGAAGGACCCAAACCCACCCUACAAAGACCUCGAAUACGUUUCGGAUCUCGGCCGUCAUUUCCUCGCAGGACUAGUGGACGGUCUCGCCGAUGUCAUGCCAAUCCUAGCACCGACAAUUAACUCUUACAAGCGACUGGUUGAGAACUUCUGGGCUCCUGUCACCGUGUCGUGGGGUUUGGAACACCGAGCAGCAUCCAUUCGACUGAUUGCUCCUCCGACGGCAUCGGCGAAAGCAACCCGGUUCGAAAUUCGAACGUGUGGUGCUGAUUGCAAUCCGAGUCUGGUCCUUGCCACGAUCGUAGCUUUGGGCUGGAGAGGUAUUGAAAAGAAGAUGGAGAUUGGCCUGCCGCCCCUAGCCAAGGGCGAGGAUGUGGGAAAUGUCGCUGACAAAGGUGAAAGGCUGCCCAAGAAUCUCAAGGACAGCACGGCAAGGUUCAUGGCCAAAGGGAGUGUUGCUCGCGAGAUCUUCGGAGAUGACUUUGUGGAGCAUUACGGUGGCACUCGAGAGCAUGAGUUGCGAUUGUGGGAUGAGGCUGUCACCGACUGGGAGGUAAGAAGGUAUAUUGAGACCGUAUGA
Molecule: messenger RNA, 1476 nt
Organism: Capronia coronata CBS 617.96
Lineage: Eukaryota; Fungi; Ascomycota; Eurotiomycetes; Chaetothyriales; Herpotrichiellaceae
Product: glutamine synthetase
Exons: 2
Coding region: 1-1476 (491 amino acids)
Molecular function (GO): glutamine synthetase activity
Source: RefSeq, a predicted model, not a curated record